Molecule: messenger RNA, 1788 nt
Organism: Erinaceus europaeus (western European hedgehog)
Lineage: Eukaryota; Metazoa; Chordata; Mammalia; Eulipotyphla; Erinaceidae
Product: membrane cofactor protein-like
Exons: 10
Coding region: 69-1103 (344 amino acids)
Biological process (GO): negative regulation of complement activation, classical pathway
Cellular component (GO): cell surface
Source: RefSeq, a predicted model, not a curated record
CAGGCCCCGCCCAGGGCGUGACGCAGAGCGCCUCUUCCCGCUCCGCCGCCGCAGCCGCAGCCGCAGCCAUGGCGGCCGCCGCCCUCCGCGCCCUCCGCGCCCUCCCGGUCCUGCUGGCGCUGCUGCUGCCCCGGCACGCGGAGGCCUGUGGCGACCUGCCCAAGAGUGAGACCAUGAGGCUCAGUGGGGACGCCCAGCCCGCCUACGCGCCUGGAGACAGAGUGAGCUUCGUCUGCCGCCCGGGAUUCAAGCCUGUCUCCGGCCUGCCCACCCACAUCGUCUGCCAGGACGACAACACGUGGACGCCCCUCCAGGAGGCCUGCACGCGAAAAUCGUGCCCGCAGAUAGAAGACCCGGUGAACGGCAGGGUGGCCUACAGAGACCGGUCUCGGCUGUUCGGGUCCCAGGCGCAUUUCACUUGCAACGAGGGAUUCUCACUGAGUGGACAAAACACUCUGUUUUGUGAGCUUUCUGAAAACCAUGUGAAAUGGUCCGCAGACCCUCCACAGUGUAAAAAGGUCACGUGUGAGGCUCCUCCAGCAAUUGCCAAUGGCAGAUACAGCCGGAGCGGCGAGGACACCUUCGAAUACGGGGAUGUGGUGACCUACAGCUGUGACCCUCCCAACGGCACGGAUCCCUACUCCCUCGUGGGCGAGAGCCAGCUCCUGUGCUCUGGCGAAGGCCGGUGGAGCAGCGGCCCUCCGGAGUGCAAAGUGGUCAGGUGCCCGUAUCCUGUGGUUGAAAACGGCAGGCCCACCACACCAAUUGAGAAAAAAAACUACUACCAAGCAUCUGUGGAGUUUGAGUGCUUGGAUGGCUUCUACCUCAGCGGCCAGAGCAGAGCGUCCUGUGGGGCCGACAGCACCUGGUUGCCGGGGUUGCCCACCUGCACGAAAGGAGCUCCCGGACCCACUGAGAAGCCGCAAGCCCCUACGAGUCCUCCACAAUUAGGUGCCGGAUUCAUCGUGUUGAUCGUCCUGGCCGCUGUGGCCAUGACUGCAGUUGUUGGCAUCUUGGUGUACAAGUACCUUCAGAAGAGCCAGAAAGGGGAGACGGCGGCCAGCGCAAAGUACUCACCCACGGCAGAGGAGCCUUCCCCCUAAUGGUGACCUGAGACCACGCACCUGUCUCUUGGGAUUUCGGUGGACAGGUAAAUUCUACAGUAAACUUCCAGCAACUCUUAAGACAGCAUCAAGCUUCCUCCAAAGAAUAAAAACAGAAACAGCCACUCGAGCCGACAGGCCCAGCGCUGCUUGUCUGAAGACGUGUGAGAGAGUGAGCCUCCUGCACCCUGUGUACUGCGGUGACGCGAGGCAGGAGGCGGCCACGUGCCUGCGGUGUGAACAGAUAAAAACGAGUACUUGGGCCAGGCGUGGCACACUGGCUGAAGCGCACGUAGGAACGCAAGGACCAGCACGAGGAUCCGUUUGGGCCUCUGGCUCUGCAGCCUGGGGAGGUCACAUCACUAGCGGUGAAGCACAUCUGCAGGUCUCUCUCCCUCGUCUUCCCCGUCUCUCAAUUUCUCUCUGUUCUAUCAACAGUAGCAGCAGCGACAACAACUGAAAAAAGAUGAGGGGCCCAGGUGGUGGCGCACCUGGUUGAGCACACAUGUCACAGCGCACAAGGACCUGGGUUUGAGCUCUCGGCCCCCACCUGCAGGGGGAAAGCUUCACAAGUGGUGAAGCGGGGCUGCAGGUGUCUCUGUCUCCCCUUUAUCACCCCCUUUCCUCUCAAUUUCUGGCUGUCUUAUCCAAAUAAAUAAAGAUAAUUUUAAAAAGAAAGAAAAAA